Molecule: messenger RNA, 7487 nt
Organism: Pristis pectinata (smalltooth sawfish)
Lineage: Eukaryota; Metazoa; Chordata; Chondrichthyes; Rhinopristiformes; Pristidae
Gene: ap3b1a
Product: adaptor related protein complex 3 subunit beta 1a
Exons: 27
Coding region: 253-3489 (1078 amino acids)
Biological process (GO): intracellular protein transport; vesicle-mediated transport; anterograde synaptic vesicle transport
Cellular component (GO): clathrin adaptor complex; AP-3 adaptor complex; membrane coat
Source: RefSeq, a predicted model, not a curated record
GACAGUACGUGACACGUCAGGCGGGUGGCUGUUUCCAAGGCAGCUGCUGCGUCAUGCGACCUAGGAGUCACGUGACCCUUCACCCAACUCCCGGGUUUCCGGUAUCUUCACAGAGGGAAUCUUUUUUCGGAUUAGGGAAAUAAGAGGCAAAUUUUCAAGUGAACGUUUUUUUAACAGAAAGUUGCAGGUUAAACAUCUGCAGCCGGAUUCGCAGCGAAGUGCUAACGUCACGGGGGGGGCCGCUCCAGCCGAAUGAUGGCUAGUAACAACGUGUCAUAUAACGACCAGGGGGAGCGGGGCCUGGGAGGGGAAUCGACCGAAUUGGGCCAAGAAGCGACGGCGAUGACUUCAGGAGCAGCGGCGGGCGCAGCGUUCCGGCUCUUCAGUGCGGACUACAAGAAGAAUGAAGAUCUGCAUCAGAUGCUGGAGAGCAACAAGGAUUCGCUUAAACUGGAGGCCAUGAAGAGAAUUGUUGGGAUGAUUGCUAAAGGAAAGAAUGCUUCGGAGUUAUUUCCUGCUGUGGUGAAGAAUGUGGCCAGUAAAAACAUUGAGUUGAAGAAAUUGGUAUAUGUUUACCUUGUACGUUAUGCGGAGGAGCAACAAGAUUUGGCCUUGUUAUCAAUAAGUACAUUUCAGCGUGCAUUGAAGGACCCUAAUCAGUUGAUUCGGGCAAGUGCUUUGCGAGUUCUAUCCAGUAUCAGAGUAUCAAUCAUUGUUCCAAUCAUGAUGCUGUCUAUUAAGGAAGCUGCUGGUGACUUGUCUCCAUAUGUCCGGAAAACUGCCGCCCAUGCUAUUCAGAAACUUUACAGUCUAGAUCCAGAGCAGAAAGAACCUUUAGUGGAGGUUAUUGAAAAGCUACUGAAAGACAAAAGUACGCUAGUGGCCGGAAGUGUUGUAAUGUCAUUUGAGGAAGUCUGCCCAGAGCGAAUUGACCUGAUUCACAAAAAUUACCGCAAGCUAUGUAACUUGUUGGUAGAUGUGGAGGAGUGGGGACAGGUUGUCAUAAUCAACAUGCUCACUCGCUAUGCCCGAACCCAGUUUCUAAGCCCGUGGAAAGAGGAAGAGUUGUAUGAAGCAAAUAAUGAAAAAGAUUUCUAUGAUUCUGAUGAAGAAAAGAAAAAUAAUGGUGGCGUUGCUGCAAAAAAACCAUAUAUGAUGGACCCAGAUCACCGCCUGCUCCUUCGUAACACCAGGCCUUUACUACAAAGCAGAAAUGCAGCUGUUGUAAUGGGGGUUGCUCAGCUUUACUGGCAUCUUGCACCAAAGUCAGAGGUCAGCAUUGUUGCAAAGUCUUUGGUUCGAUUGCUUCGAAGCCACAGAGAAGUACAGUACAUUGUUUUACAGAAUAUUGCUACAAUGUCUAUACAAAAAAAGGGGAUGUUUGAGCCAUAUUUGAAAAGCUUUUAUGUUCGGUCAACUGAUCCAACACAGAUAAAAGUUUUGAAGCUCGAGAUUCUGACAAACCUGGCCAGUGAAACCAACAUCUCUAUAGUCUUACGAGAGUUUCAGACUUAUGUGAAAAGUCAGGACAAACAAUUUGCUGCAGCCGCAAUUCAGGCAAUUGGAAGAUGUGCUACCAAUAUUUCUGAAGUUACCGAUACCUGUCUUACUGGGUUGGUCUAUCUCCUGUCCAACAGAGAUGAAAACGUUGUUGCAGAAAGUGUAGUGGUCAUUAAGAAACUGCUCCAGACUCAACCAUCACAACACAGUGAAAUCAUUAAACAUAUGGCUAAGCUUCUAGAUAAAAUUACAGUAUCCAUGGCUCGUGCUAGCAUCCUGUGGCUGAUAGGUGAAUACUGUGAGCAUGUACCAAAGAUUGCACCGGAUGUCCUAAGGAAAGUGGCGAAGGGCUUUAUAAAUGAAAAGGAGAUAGUGAAACUGCAAAUUCUAAAUCUGGGAGCUAAACUCUAUCUAACAAAUCCAAAGCAGACAAAAUUGCUUAUGCAGUACAUAUUAAAUGUAGCCAAGUAUGAUCAGAACUAUGACAUUAGAGAUCGUACAAGAUUUAUCAAGCAGCUGAUAGUUCCAAAUGAGAAGAGUGGAGCUUUAAGCAAAUAUGCCAAGAAAAUAUUCCUUGUCCAGAAGCCAGCACCAGUCCUCGAAUCUCCAUUUAAAGAUAGAGAUCGUUUCCAACUGAGCACGUUAUCGCACUCACUGAAUACUAAAGCAAAUGGGUAUCUGGAGCUUCCAGAUUGGCCGCAGACGGCCCCUGACCCUUCUGUCCGAAAUGUGGAAGUCAUUCAGCCAACUAAAGAAGUGGUAACACCUGUAGGUAAACUAAAAGCAAGAAAGGACUCUUCAGAAGACAAGUUUUACUCUGAUUCUGAGGAGCAGGAAGAAUCCAGUGAAGGCAGUACAUCUAGUAAUGAGAGUGAAACUGACAGCAAGAGUGAAGAUAGCAGUGCAAGUUCAAGUGAAGAUUCAAGUGACAGUGAAUCGGAGAAAGAGAAAGAGGAAAGUGAAAAUUGUGAUGCAGAAAAUGGCAAAACCAAAUCCAAAAAGCUAAAAUCUACAACUACCAGUGAGUCAGAGGAAAGUUCAUCUGAAGAUAGUUCUGAAUCUGAGAGUGACUCUGAAGUCGACAACAUUGUGAAACAAAAGAAAGAGAGUAAAACAAUGUCACAGGUCAAGGACGCUGUCAAGCGGGAAGUUUCGCUGCUCGACUUGGUUGACCUUUCUGAUGUGUCAACACCAAUAGCUGUCCCUAAACCUGCAAUGACUUCAAGAUUAGCCGCUGAUUUGGAAGGAUUAUCACUUUCCAGUGAUUCUUCUGUCAUAAGUGUUAUCACUCCUGUAUUUGUUCCAGCAAAAUCAUAUGAGCUACUUCAUCGUAUGUCUGGAAAAGGUCUUGGAGCACGAUAUCACUUUCCACGUCAACCAUGUAUUUACAACCCCAAAAUGGUGUCUGUUCAUAUCACAUUCACCAAUAGCUCUGACCAAGAAAUUCGGAACAUCCAAAUCGGAGAGCGGAAGCUUGCAUCGGGGAUGAAAAUGCAUGAUUUCCAUGAAAUAGACAGCCUUGAGCCUGGGACAUCACAGACAGUUUCAAUGGGCAUUGAUUUCUGUGACUCCACACAAGCUGCUAACUUUCAACUAUGCACAAGCAAUGAUCAGUUCAGCGUGAGCAUCCAACCUCCAGUAGGCGAACUGCUUCUGCCGAUCACAACGUCUGAAAAGGAUUUCAUAAAAGAACAAGGAAAACUGACAGGAAUGAAUGAAAAUUCUACAACUAUAACAGGUGCACCACAGAACAACUCCUGCCAGGCAAUUGUGAAUAAGGUGGUAAGCAUGGCUAAUAUUGGAGUGGUGCCUUCUAGCCAAGAUAACAUACACAGAUUUGCAGCUAAAACUGUGAACAGUGGAGCUUUGGUACUAAUCACAAUGCAAGUGAAGGAAGGCUCAACAGUACAACUCAGCAUAAACACGGAAAAGACUGUGAUUGGUUCAGUACUGCUGCGAGAACUUAAGACUGUGCUGUCUCAAGAGUGAACAGGGUAGAUCUACAAGCAAGCGUCUAGCAGACGGUGUGCUGGCUAGCCACUGCUAUCAUUUUUCACUUAUAAUAGAUUCCCUUCCACUACACACUUGCAAUCUUGCAUCCUACUUUGAAAUUCCAAUAUUUACCUAAACUCAAUACAUUUAACUUUGCUGAUUGAUAAGCCAACACAUUUCCAUAUAACUAACUAAACUCUGAGAUACUAACUUUGGAGUUGGCUAUGUUUUCCAUUGAUUAUUUCCAUAUGUUGCUAAGGGUACAUUUUUCUUGUGGGUAAAUGUUGAAUGCGGGUUAACAUUGUAACCUGUUGUUCUGCAUUGGCUCUCUCCAGAGAUGUGUGGAGCAACUAAUCAUAACUGGUUUCCAAGAAAUGUAUCUGAAAGUAAAGAUGGUUGCAAAAGGAUCAUGCCCAGACGUACAGUCUAUUUGUGAAGAAUUCUAGAAAAAAGUUGUGCCAUAAUAUCUUCUCAGUCAUCCUCAGCCCCUCCCACAUUUGACUGAAAUUGUAUUGGUACAAAAUUCAAAACCAAAAGUAAAAUUCAUCCAAAGAAAUUUAUAUCUUUGUCCAAAAGUAAUUUUUGAUUACUGUUUGCUUUAAUGUUGCUUUAAGACCCUUCACACUGCAGAGCUUAUCUCAGUACUUUGUGUCGUGCCUAUAUAAUUGUGGUCAAAUAGGAUGCUUUCACUUCUUGGAUCGUUCUAAAGAAAGUGAAACACUGGAUCUCUGAAAUUAAAACAAUCCUUGGUAAAAGUACAAAGCAGUUUGGUGUGUAAAUGCAAGAAAUGUUGAUUUAAGUGUAAAUCAUUAUCUGAAUUCAAUCAGUUCUAGUAGUAAAAUGUAUUCUGCAAAUGUCAUAAGCAAACUUUGGCUUCUAGGGUUUGAGCAGCUAGGAUUCUGUUACCAACACACAUCAUGUGUCAGAUUUUGGAGAGCACACUUUCCUUCAGAUCCCAUCUCCUUCAUUAAGGAACUAGCUUCAAAUUGUUCUCAUACACCUCCUAGUGGCUGGCUUGUUACAUACAUUUCAGAAGCUUGGAAAGGAGUCACCAUCAAGCAGUAUUGCAAGGCUACAAAGAGGAACAGUAUUCUUAACUCCUUCCUUCUCCCUGUUGUAAUGGUUCUGAAUCAUGCCAUUCUUAAAGAUCUAAAAAAAUACUGAGAUGGUUUUGAGUAGAACAGAAUCUUCAAUGAGGUAAUUGUUAGUAAACAUGCUUAAAAAUACCUCAACAAUAUUUUACCAAUGAUUAUUAGAGUUUACAGAGUUUGCUGUUUAGAUCUUUCUGGAUGAUUUUUGCAGAAUGCAAUUUCUUGGAGUUUAAAGCAGCUUUUCCUAAUCAUAAAUGGGAAAAAAGUAGUCUGUGCUUGAUUUAUUUUGUUUUAGAACAAAUUGGAAAAUAAUGUAAUAAAUCUUGGUAGCUUUUUUUUCCAUGUCAAAGUAAAAGGGGGAAAUGGCUGUUUAUGGAACAGCUUGCUUGCAUCUUAAUCUUGAUUAUGUGCCAGUUCUCCAAUUACUAUUGUUAGUCUAUUGAGAAUAGUCACUAACAGUACUUGGAGAUGCUUGUAAUGCUGUUUAUUUUCUUCCUCCAUCAUUUGUUUUGGAAGUAAAAUGCAAAAGUGUGCUUAUUAAAUUUCCAAAUGGCUGAGUGCUGCAACUAGAUUUGGUCUAUAUGUGUGCAGUAAUUAUUUAAUGAUUAGGAUUCCAAACAGUAUUUUUCCCCAUGUUCUGUGUAGUUGUUACAUUAGGGACUUGUGUUUGCUGGUGUACAGCUGCUUCAGUUGAUUUACAGUACUGUGGCUGUGGCCAGUCAUAAAUAAAUCCUCUUAUAUAGUUGUUAUGAACACCUGUUAGAUCAUCUGUCAGCAAAGCGCUGUUCACAUUUAUCAUGGUGCGGUAGCUAUUUUACCUCAAUCCAUUUACAGCAGAGUCUGCCUCCAUCACUGUAUUACUAUUACUGCACCAUAAUCACUCGUUUCCACUCCGUGUACAACUUGCAGAUAAAAGAUUUCAGUACUUGGCAAAAUUUCAUAAAUAAAGGAGCAGUUCACUGCAGUAAAAGUUUAUUUUUGUCAUCAUUUGUCACACUAUUAUACCAUAAAUCAAAUAGAAUAGUACUAUCCCCAGUGCAGACAGCUCUGUCAGCCUAGACAUGGAAAUGGUCUGUUUCUCUGUAGAUGAGAUGGCAUGUCUUUCGACUUUAACGGACUGAUGGCUUUUCUCACUCAUUUGAUUUUAUUGGAUUUAAAAACCUAGAGGAUUAUUGAGGCUGGUGAACCUCAGAGCCAGUUCUGUGAGAACAUUUCUGACAUGAUAAUUGAACCAUAUUUGUUAUUGGCAGAUUUUGCUUGGUAAACAAAGCCUGCUGCGUUAACAAGUCAAAUUUAUUCUGAAAUGGCAAGGGUUGUUGUGCAGUAUUUAAUAGAGUGGAUAGAUCUGCUGAAAAGGCUUUGCAGGAAAGAGAUCAGAUUAAAUAGGAAGAUAGAGAUCAUUUACAAUCUUAAAUAUUAUAUCUAAGUAUUUUACUUUAUAACAGUGAAAACUGGUCGAUUUUUACUUUUUUAUGAUUUUGGCUUAGAAACAUUAAAUAUCAGUGCUUCCUUUUAAUCUGUGUAUCCAAUGCCCAGUCUUAAUGGUCUCCAAUAUUUCCAUGGCAAUUCUGGACACUAACUUUACCAAAAGACAAGCUCACUUAAUUCAACAUAAUGUGCAAAUACUUAAAUAACAGUCAUUGAUCCACUUUCUUCUACCCCUCCCUCACCUAGUUGGCCUUAACAGUGUAACAUUUCUCAAGUGGUAUCUUUCUAUAUGUUCUCAUUUUUGAAUAGCCUUUCCAUCUUUGUUCUUUUUUUACCCCUCAUUUGUUUAAUGCUUUGUCAUACCCAAUUUGGCAGCAACAUUUAUGGGAACAGACUCGGCAGUAUUUACUGGGUGCAAUAUGAAUGUGCUAUAUUUCACUGGUGAUUCACACACGAUUCAUCUAGCAAUUCCACAAUUGUAGUAAUAUUGCAUUUCUAGAGAACAUAUUCUCCACUUCACUGCAGACAGCUGUCUAUCUAACUGCUGUAGUUACAGGAGACGCAUAUAUAUCAGUUAUAUAGACAGUGAACUGUAGAAUAUUUACUUUAGGAAGGCAUAAGGUAUUACAAGAACAGAACUAUUGGAUGAAACAUGGUAUGUUUACAUUUCACUUGUUGUAGGUGACUGCUUGGCUGAAUCAAUGGGGUUAGUUAUAGAGUCUAUUGACCACAUGCACUACAAAAAAAGAAGUCAAUCUAGUCACUACCAUUUUAAAGAAAUGGUUGGUUGAUGAUAUCAAAGUUAUCAAUGAUGCAAGUCCUUUUUCUGAGCAUUCUGUUUGAGAUGUCUGAUAUCUUUAUAUAUAUUAAAUAUGCGUUUGAACCCAGAGCAUCUUGGUUUCAUGAAAUCUUAGCGGACUUUCGCUUUCACCACCAGCUCCAAUUGUAUUAAUUUGACCCCCACACUAUGAUGAUGUUUAAUGCAUGACGAUGGUCUACACUACCCAAAUAGAUCUUUGUAAUAUUUCUAAGACAAUCUAACUGACAAGUUUGUGGCUUUCAGCACUCCCUUGAAAGGAUUGAAAUCCUCAUCUCAAAUUGAUCAUCUGUCUUGUAAAUGUUUAAAUGCACGUUCAGAUUUAAAACUAAUUCUAAAUUUCUUUCUGUAUCCAUGUGCUGAGAAUUAAGAACAUCUUUAAUUAAAAUAUUUUUCCCAUUCUCAUUAAUCUUGUCAGGGAUGGUUUUGCCAACUGACUGAAAAUUGAUUCUUGCAAGGCUUUGUUAUAUUUUCCAUGGUUCCUUUUCAAUCCAUUGAACCUAUUUAUGGUCACAGACUGAUUUGUGAGCAGCCAUCUUGAGCGUUCCUUAUUUUAAAGACAUCGUCUCUCAACCUCGGUGAUAAAAUGAGUGUUUCUGAUGUAUUGAUUUUUUCCAACCUGUCUGGCAUUAAAUAAAAUUGUGAUCUGGCACCCUUAA